GCGUGUGUGUGCGUGCGUUUGUGCGACGGACCAAAAAAGCCGACAUCAGCGCCCAUUUUUUGUUGUUGAUUCAUUAAAACGCCCGUCAUGCGCCAGUAUUGGUGAGUUGGAGCAGCGCCCCCUCUCACUCGCACUCAGCGGCGGCAGUCGAAGAAACAGUUGGCGCAGAAAGAGCACAGGGAGCGGCGGAAGAAGAAGCACCAGCAGCAGCGGCAGUCAACGUCAUAAAAUUUGUCAUCGCACUUGGCACAAGAAUAACAGUUAAUAUAAACCGCCAUGAUCCUGCUGGAAAUCAAUAAUCGGAUUAUCGAGGAGACGCUGCUGGUCAAAUACCGUAAUGCCCAGGCGGGACUGAAGCCAGAAUCAAUAGACAUACGAAUAGCAGACUUUGACGGUGUGCUUUAUCACAUUUCCAAUGUGAAUGGCGAUAAAACAAAAGUUCGGAUCAGCAUAUCGCUGAAGUUCUACAAACAACUGCAAGAGCAUGGAGCCGACGAGUUACUGAAGCGUGAAUAUGGCAGUCUGCUCACAGACACGGAAGAAGGCUACAAUGUUUCUGUACUUAUUAAUCUGGAGGAGAUUCCCGAGGACUGUGAGCAAAUCGCAAAGAGAAUCGGUCUGCUAAAGCGCAACUGUUUCGCCUCCGUUUUCGAAAAGUAUUUUGACUACCAGGAGCAGGGUGAAGAGGGGCAAAAGCGUGCCGUAAUUAACUACCGCAACGAUGAGACUUUGUACGUGGAGGCCAAGCCCGAUCGUGUCACCGUUGUCUUCAGCACCAUUUUCCGGGACGAGGACGACGUCAUUAUCGGCAAAGUAUUCAUGCAGGAAUUGAGGGAAGGACGACGUGCCUCGCAUACAGCGCCGCAAGUGCUCUUCUCGCACCGCGAACCGCCGCUGGAAUUGGCCAACUCGGACGCCAGGGUGGGCGACAAUAUCGGCUAUGUCACAUUCGUACUCUUCCCUCGACACACCAACAAAGAAACAAGGGACAAUACCAUUAACCUAAUCCACAUGUUCCGAGAUUAUUUGCACUACCACAUUAAGUGUUCAAAGGCUUAUAUUCAUUCGCGCAUGCGUGCAAAAACCUCGGAUUUCCUCAAGGUGCUAAAUCGUGCAAGGCCCGAGCCGAAAAACACAGAGAAGAAAACUAUAACGGGGAGAACUUUCAAACGCAUCGAAUGAUGUGUGCAGUAUAUUUAGUUGUUUUUAUAUAAAUAUAAAAAAUAAAUUGUGUAUUAAAAUGCGAAAUCCGAACAUAAUUUUGGCCAAGCAAUGCAAAAUUCAGCAUAAACUAAACAAGAUAACAAAAGAAAACCAAGUAUUCCAAAACAAACCUUAAGGCUAAAUGUAAGCUCAGCAAAAUAAUGAACAAAGAAUUAAUAGUUACGCGUUAAUAAAUGAAUUGUGUGUGUUUUGUGUCGAGUCAGCGUCAAAGUCCGUGUCUCCGCCAAUUUGUUACAGUCAUCAGCCAAGUCAGCGUCACAGCAGAGCCGCAUUUUAAACCAAUAAACCCCUAAACUUAAGUGCAACAUGAGAACUAAAACUACCAUGUCAAAACGAGCAACACGACUAAGGGAUGCCACCAACUUGUUAUAUAGUCGCAAUGGAGGAUUCAUCCCCGCAAUUAGCCUAUAUGUGUAGAAAACGCAUUUAAAAACGUACUGCAAAUAUUAACAAACCUUUGAUACAUCAAUCGGAAUUAAUAAAAACGAGAAAAUCAAAUUGCAAUAUAAAAUACA
Drosophila takahashii is the source of this 1739-nucleotide messenger RNA. RefSeq names its product Actin-related protein 2/3 complex, subunit 2 (gene Arpc2). The record is from RefSeq and is a predicted model, not a curated record. Gene Ontology annotation, molecular function: structural constituent of cytoskeleton; actin filament binding. Gene Ontology annotation, cellular component: actin cytoskeleton; Arp2/3 protein complex. NCBI's taxonomy places the organism in Eukaryota, Metazoa, Arthropoda, Insecta, Diptera, Drosophilidae. Gene Ontology annotation, biological process: actin filament polymerization; Arp2/3 complex-mediated actin nucleation.